Molecule: messenger RNA, 2226 nt
Organism: Trypanosoma grayi
Lineage: Eukaryota; Euglenozoa; Kinetoplastea; Trypanosomatida; Trypanosomatidae
Exons: 1
Coding region: 1-2226 (741 amino acids)
Source: RefSeq, a predicted model, not a curated record
AUGAGCUGGAAACAGCACACGUCGCGUGGGCAUUCUGAAGAGGUGGAAGACUCCAUCCAGUACCUGCGGCGCUACUUGGGGGACGAGAAGACGGGUGGACUGCACCCCGCCACAUCCCCGCCAGGCAACAAGAGCAACAACAACGAUAGCAACAGCCCCGUGGCUGCAGGCGUAGUACCAAACACCGUGGCCCGUGGUGACUGGGGGGCACCCGGCCACUCACGCGAGAGUUCUGGCUCGACUCUACACGGUAGGCCGCCAAUAUACGAGCGCGGUAGUGACAGCAACAGUAACAGUAGAUUGCCCCCGUUUAGCACUGACGGAUAUGACGUGCCCCCACCGCUGCGACGCGGGGACGGCAUUGCACAGGUGGAGCGGCGCCACCAGCCACGUGAGUACGGUGGGCGGACCGUGACUUCACCGCUCCGUGAACCGCUGCAGCUGCACUACGGCUCCGCCAAUCAGAGCCCUGCUGGGCGACCACCGCUGCACGGACAACAACAACAACAACAACAAAAACAGCAGACUGAUGCCUCAGCGCGGAGGAGCAGGCCCAUCAACUGGCGUGAUGAGGAAGGUGACAACAACAACAACGCCCUACGUCGGCAUGACGAGAAAUAUGCAAGAGGGUGGCAGCACGAGACGAGCGACGCGCGUUGGGCGAAUCGCCAGAGCUCGUGGAGCCACCCGAGGCGCAGCCACACCGACCCGUGCAAUGACACGCGCCCCUUCAACGGAGCGUCAGCGUCCGGACGCCAACACCGCCGCCACCACCGCUUGGGCGACGAGGGGCUCGUGGACGAUGUAAAGGAGGAGGAACAGCAACAACAACAGCANCAGGAGGAGGAGGAGAACGAGAGGAGUGUAGCGAUGGAGCGGAGGCGCACACCGACGAGGGCGAGCGACGUGAGGAGGUCGCACUACACAACACAUGACCGUUCGCCGAACAGCAACGCGACAACUGCGUCUGUGACUGGUGCUGCGAGUCCUGCUGGGCGACACGGCACUCCGAACGGACACUCGGCGUCCGCACGGAAGACCAACAUCAACAGUAACCACAACGGUAGCAAACUGAACUCACGUGCCGUGUUUCCGUACCCAGUGCAUGAAGACAACCUGCGAUCGAUUAUAUUCUACCUGAAGAACAACUACGCGCUGGAGCCCGAAGAAUCGCUGCGCGGUAUUGAGACAAUGACACCGGAGGACGCAUUGGGCCUCGCGCAGUGUUUCUACGUUGACAUGUACCGCACCGUGCGGCACGCGCGCGACGCGGCUGGUGUCGGCCGCGCGGGGUUCACCGACAGAGACCCCGACGUGGACUGCGUGGUUAGCCCUGCCAACGACCGUGAGAGGUGGACGACUGAAGAGGACGACGCAGCCAAUAUUGAUGGUGGUGAUGAUGCCAGACGAGACGAGGGUGGGCGUGCGGAUGCAGGCAGCCUGCCUCCACCAAAGCCUAGCGGCGUGACGCUGGUCGGCGCACCGCGGCGGUCGCCCCCACGACAGGCGCAAUACCCGCACCCCCAGCAAUACCAACAAAAACAGAAGCCACAGAAGCAGCAGCAGCAGCAGCAGCAACACGCGAAACCGAGAACUAUCGGCGACGUGGAGGACACGCGGCGUCCCCCGCAUGACCGCUCGCAGUCCCUGACGCAGCACGAUACGUCGAGGACGCACUCCGCGCACGACCAUGCCGACAGCAGUGUGCUCACCGCUGGCACUUCCUUAUCUAUCGAGGCCCCGCCGGAGCCGCGUAGUGGCAUUCUGCGGCGCCCACUGAGGGAACUGAUGCCGCUGCUGCGUCGCGGCUCAACGCUAUGCAAGCACGUGGUGAACGGUCGCCCACACUUGCGCUUCUUCCGCGUGAUAGACCGCGUCGGGACGUACCGCGGCGAGGAGGCACUGAUGCCGCACUUCUCGUGGUUCCCAACAGCAUCAGACAAGAGCCCUACCGAGGUGCUUAACCUGUUGAGCCUUGUUGGUGUGCACCUGCUCCUAGCCGACAAUGCCGGCCGCUUCCACAAGCUCUUCCGCCGCAAGAAGGGCGUUAUUGUUGACCACAGCCGUCGCCCGGUCGCGAACGGCAUGUGUGCUGUCUUUCACUUCGAGCGCCGUGACGUGGCGGUGUCGUUCAUGACAGAGGAGGACCGACAGCUGUGGGUGGGCGGCAUGAUGGGUGUGGUGGAGCGGAAUAGAGAGGUCGCCUCGCGAGCCAAUGUGGGAUAA